Molecule: messenger RNA, 2095 nt
Organism: Aphanomyces astaci
Lineage: Eukaryota; Oomycota; Saprolegniomycetes; Saprolegniales; Verrucalvaceae
Exons: 1
Coding region: 365-784 (139 amino acids)
Source: RefSeq, a predicted model, not a curated record
CUGGUGCGAAAGCAAUUAAUUCAUUGGGUUUCGCCUUCUUCUACUAACUACUACAGUGCCCAUCUCAAUAUAUCUUGGUAAAAAAAGAUUCACUUUUGUUUGUUCUAAAUGCUGAAUCAUGCACUUACACUGUUAAUCUCGAACAGAGGUAGUACAUAACGUUAGUAGUUUGGUGGACAGAACCAAACAAAGACACGGCGACGUUGCCAACGUCAACAUACGACCGAAAACAGGCUCAAAUCCGUCGAGUUACAUGCGACCGACGCGGCUCACGACAUCCUUUCGGUCCCAGUCCCAAGCAAACCGGGACGCCGGGGUCGCGUAGUCCUCCUCGACCACGUGCGUCGGCGCGUCUUCGCCAAACAUGGUCACGCCAAUGUAUGGACACUCGUCAAACGUGUACGCGCGGUCCGCUUGGAGUCGGGCGACGAGUUCCGCGGCCCAGUGGACGGGGAUGCCCAGAAUCUUGAGCACGCUGGUACUUGUGUUGGCCAUGUCGUGGAGAAGUUGCAUGGGUUCGUACAGCCAGGGGGUGGGGGACCUAGGGAAUCGUGAAGUCGCUUCGGCGGUCAGGUACGCGACGGCGUCGGCAGUGGGCAGGGCGGAGAGUGAGAUUGGGGCCGCCAAGAACGUCGGCCAUGCGGGGUGCGGCGUCCGGAGAAGGAACUUGAACACGGCGUCGCCCUCCAACUUGUGCAGGCGAUACACGAGCUUGAAGCACUCUUGGGUGGCCUCCGUGAGCUGUUCGGCGUGUUUUUUCGACGGAUUCAGAAGAAAGAACUGAUGCCACAUUGUAAACGCAUGCCGCUCAAAGAAAUGCGACAGCGACGCGCUCCACGCCCGCCGACGAAUCGUGUCCGCUGGGAGAAAAGAGUGAAAGUACUGGCUCCACUUGAGCCAUGGUUUGGCCUGGAUCGCAGUGUCGUACGCGGCUUGCAGGGCGUCGGGUGUCGGCAACGAUGGUGAAACUUGUUUGGGCGGCUUGGGGGACGGGGUUUCGUCCACGUUGAGCAGUCGCAGCCGGUUGUCCUGUUCCCGUCGAAUGUAGUUGCUAAACUUGGCCGCGUUGCGCUCACUUGGUCGCCGUCGGCCUUCGUCGACUGCCGGUGGCGUCUCGUCCGUCGUUGCCGGCGGCGCAUCAGCCUCGUCGUCUUCGUCGUCCAGGAACUCUAGAGGAGCGUCUGGUUUUUGGUCGAUUCCCUCGAUGUUUAGGACACGCAACCGGUCGUCUUGGUCCCGACGAAGGAAAUUGCUAAGCGUUGCCGCCUCGCGCGCAGGUCGCCGGCGCCCGCUUUCCGGCACGGUCGGAGCGUCCUUCUUCGAGUCGUCGGUCAGUGCGGUGGGGUGGGCGGAAGGCUUCCUCUUGUGAUCCCUUGGGGCUUUUUUCGAUGAUUGAGUGGUGGUCGUCCGUGGGGUCGAGCUCGAAAUGGGUGGAUGAGGCGCAUCUACCGUGGUUUUGGCUUUCUUGGACGGAGGUGGCGGAGAGGGGGUGGCUGGUACAAUCGAUUCGCCAGCAGUGAUGCUAGUUCCUCGCUUCGGUUGUCUCUUUGGUUGAGCUGGACUCGGGGGUGGCAGCUUGGCAUUGGUACCUUUUUUGCCACCAGCAGCUUGCAACGUUGGCGGCUUUUGUGGUGACACAGUGGCCUUGUUGGGAAAUAGCAGGUCAAUCGACGACGCAUUCAAUGGCAUGGAAAAGAUGGUCACAUUUUCGGCUGCGGCCACAAAGAUGUCGUACGGGGCUAGCUGUUUGUCGACAAACGCCGCCGCAAGCGUGCGCAGGCCGCCAACAUUCUUUACCUGGAAUGUUGCGGCAAUCCACGAAAUGAAGCCAUCGAUAUCCCUAGAGGCAUCAAGUUCUCCAUCGUGAGGUGUUGUGGCGACCGCGGGGUUGCGGUUGCUUCCACUCUCAUCUGCAAGAGCGCGUUGCGUUCGACAGGCUUGGGUGCGCCAUUCGGCGGCGGCCUUGUCGGCAGCGGAGAGCGAUUUUACAGCACGUAGACGCAACGUUUCCAACUUUUCGAUCUCAUCCUCCACAGCUCGUGUCUCCUUGCCAUUCAUGUUGCCGCCAACCGUUCGUUCCUGCUGCGGGAUUUCG